AUGACCGUACCUCCCUUGUCUGGGGCAAACGUCGAAGUAUAUAAUCACCCCUGGAUUACAGCUUCCGGUAAAAAGCUGAUGGAGGAUCCAAUCAGUUUCGACAAGUUGAGAUUGACCAACGAUCCUAAAAACAAAACGCAUGUGCUUCUAGUUCCGUUUCGGAAGUACAUCCCUACAGUCUAUGUGGCACCAGUUGCUGUUGGUGGAGGAAGUGGCGAAAUGCGAAUGGAUGGUGACGUCAACUUUUUCCGGAUAGAAAUGGCUGAAUUUAUCAGCUCAUCAGCAUACCACAACCCACGCAUGGCUGCGCUGAAGAUAGAGACCAACCCUAUGGCAAAAUCUCAGCGUAAUCUACGGAAAAACCAAAAGUUGCAACAGCAGCGGGCGCAACAAUUGAUUGGGUCAGGUUCACAGCUCGAACUUGGUUCGUCAAAUUCAAGUCCUGCUUCAAGGCCGCAUUUGAACCUGCAGCAGCAAAAUCAGUAUGCUCGCCGAUCUGCGUCCGCAAUCAAUGGUAUUAUGAACUAUAAUGACCGAAACAUCCGAUUGCACAGAUCGAGCUCCACUCCGAAUUCUGCCGGGGACCCUAGUCAGCGAUCUCGAUACAGGUCCAAAUCUCCCUCGAGUCUAAGUCGGCAGCCUAAAUCACCACCAUACCAUUUUCAGGGAACCGACUCCACGUCUACUCCACAGACGACACCCCCCAUUAAUUCCAUGGCACCUACACCCAUGUUUACACCUGCUCAAGUACAAAGGUAUUCAUUUCCGGCCAAUGUGCUCGACUCAUCAAAGGAUAGCACGUAUCGUACCACACAAAGGCUGGAUUCUAUCACUGAUGAAAGUUCUGCACAACAGAUGCCGGUGACACCAAUGAAACGUGGCGAUACUAGCACUUACACAGCAUACGCAUCGGGACGAAGAUCAAACUAUGCAGGAUUGACACCCUCCAAUCUCAGUUUUAAAUAUAAGGAGGAGAAUGAUAUUAUUCCUCUUCAAAUAUUUCAAUAA
Messenger RNA from Sphaeroforma arctica JP610, 1008 nucleotides. RefSeq lists its product as hypothetical. Gene Ontology annotation, cellular component: nucleus. The coding region runs from base 1 to 1008 and encodes 335 amino acids. Lineage: Eukaryota; Ichthyosporea; Ichthyophonida. The transcript is spliced from 2 exons. Gene Ontology annotation, molecular function: RNA polymerase II cis-regulatory region sequence-specific DNA binding; DNA-binding transcription factor activity, RNA polymerase II-specific. The record is from RefSeq and is a predicted model, not a curated record. Gene Ontology annotation, biological process: cell fate specification; positive regulation of DNA-templated transcription; regulation of transcription by RNA polymerase II.